AUGUUGUUAGCGUUUUGUCAUUGGUUGUGGGAAGUUGACGUGGAAACUGGAGAAUGUAAAUUGUUUUUUAAUAAAGAAGGGGAAAAAUUAGAUACCGUUAAAAGAGCAGUUAGAGUAGUUAGCAACGAGGACUGGAGUGGAACUAACGCUUUAAUUGCUAUUAAUAUUUAA
This is a messenger RNA of Entrophospora sp. SA101, 171 nucleotides long. The record is from the annotation of a GenBank genome assembly. NCBI's taxonomy places the organism in Eukaryota, Fungi, Glomeromycota, Glomeromycetes, Entrophosporales, Entrophosporaceae.